Molecule: messenger RNA, 2017 nt
Organism: Magallana angulata
Lineage: Eukaryota; Metazoa; Mollusca; Bivalvia; Ostreida; Ostreidae
Exons: 3
Coding region: 179-931 (250 amino acids)
Source: RefSeq, a predicted model, not a curated record
AUUACCUGAAUAGAUAUAUUUUAAAGUAUACAACCAUGAUGUAAUUAAUUUAAGACUGAAAUUUUAAAAUAUUUAUAGAAUUUUUACAAUCUUAUAUAUUUUGCGUACAUUAGUCGAAUCCAAGCCUCGUUUUCAGUUAGCGUCACUUUGAAUUGAGAUUGUUAGUUUGAGUUAAAAGAUGUUGUUACUUUGGAUUUGUCUGGUCUGCGGAUUUAGUCCUGCAUUAUCUACAUGCAGAUGGGAUCAAGAAACCCUGAGGUGCAAUGGGGAUGAUGGAAAUGUGAGACAUACCCCGAAAUUACGAGAAAUCCAGCGGGUGGAAAUGGCUAGAGUGAAGAAAAUCUCCUUUGCCCAAACGGAUGUACCAAACCUGCGUUAUCUAGCAAUUAAGAACUCCCCUACACUUUCAUGCAGAAAUUUCACAAACUGGAUGCUAGAUAUCAACGUUACGAUAACGAUCAACGACAGAAAGUGUAAAAAUGUUGUGACAACCCUGCUUCCCAAAACUAUGAGAACAAAGUCUCCAAGAAAAGUUUGGAAAACGAAAUCUACCACACAAUCCACCACACUUUCUACCACCGAUUGGACUAAUAACACCACCCUUUCAACUACUACCUCUUCAUCCUUAGAACCUUUUAACUUAACACCUCAAUUGAGUGAAGCUGUACUCAUCCUUACAUAUUUAGUCAUUGGGAUGUUUCUCGGGGCCUUUUUCACCGGGUUUGGGGUAGCCCUUUGUCUUAAACAGCCAUCCUUCUGGAAUAGAUGUUGGUGUAGAAAAGCAACAGUGCGUCGCGUGGAAACCAUUCGCUUUCAGAACACCUCAUAUCUAGCAUCAGCAAGUGGGUCUGAUGACACCCUCUUCACUCAUUCCCCUCUCCAGUUACCAGACUCAACUACGCCAAGGAUUGAACAUCAGCAUCUAGAGUGAUGUGUUUAAAACUCAGAAAACGUUGUGGGGAAUGAAAAUUUAAACCUUUCAAAUUUCAUUUUCAAUAUAUUUAAACAUUCCAAUCAUCAUUUUCAAUGAUUUAAACAUUCAAAACAUCAUUUUCAAUAGUUUUCUUUUUUUUGUAAAUUAAUUCCAAGAUAUUUUUGUAAUUUAAUUUAAAGAUUAUAUACUGGAAAAGUAUUUCAUGAGUCAGCAGUAUUUGUUAAAAAUUGUGCCAAAGAUAAUAUAUCAUGAGUCAGCAGUAUUACAUUUUGCAACUUUGUUAAAAAUUGUGCCAAUAUACUGGAAAAGUAUUUCAUAAGUCAGCAGUAUUACAUCAUUUUGCAAUUGUGUUAUGAUGAUACCAAUGCCAUAUCAUAUACUCCCCUUUUUUUUCUUUCUCAGUGUGUGUUAUUGUAUAUAUGUUUUGUUUUGUUUGUUUUUUUUUUUACUUAGAAGUAAAUUUGUUAGAUGAAGUGAUGGUUAAGGUUACUUGAUAUUACAUCAGCAAAUGUAAAUAUAUAUUCAGUCAAUUGUUUUUUGGUCACUCUGAAAAAUAAUUAAUGCUUGGUUUACAAUCCGAUUGGUUUACUUUAAAACUUCUUUUUUUUUUGUACUUUGAAAGAUAAAAUAGUGUAUUUAGUGCUUGGUUUUCUUCAAUUUCUUUUUUUUUUAAUGAUAGGUUGAUUAUUAGAAAAAAAAAAAUCACUCAUUUUUUUUUUUUCUCAACGUGUGUUUGUGUAUAUAUGUAUAUUGAUGAUUACAAGUGAAUUUGGUGGCUUUAGUUAUGAGUGAGAUAAGAACCAUAUUUUACUGCAAGAUUUGUUUUUUUAUAUCCUCUUCUCAUGUCAGGUAUUUUAAUAACUUCUCUUAUUUUAUAACUUCUACAAAUCUUUGUUGUCUCUGUGUGGUAAUGUAAUUUUAAGCUUUCAUAUAUUUUACAAUAUUUUUGGUUUGUACACUUCUCUACACAAGAACACUAUGCAAUAUAUUCACAGUCUGCCAUAUUUUGUUUUACUAAAUAUUUUGGUGCAAUUUUGUAUAUGAACUAACUCAAGAAUAUUUUGUAACUUUAUUGUUGUUUUU